Messenger RNA from Diorhabda sublineata, 797 nucleotides. RefSeq lists its product as uncharacterized. The transcript has a single exon. The coding region runs from base 15 to 797 and encodes 260 amino acids. NCBI's taxonomy places the organism in Eukaryota, Metazoa, Arthropoda, Insecta, Coleoptera, Chrysomelidae. The record is from RefSeq and is a predicted model, not a curated record.
CUUCAAGCUUAACAAUGUGGUUAGUUUCUCUAGUAUUCGCGAUGUUUUUGUUAACAUCUUCAGCUGAGGAACAAAUUCAAAAAAGUGAUAGAAGUGAUUAUGGACGAUCUUUAGGAAAAGACUGUGAGAAUACUUAUUCCGCAACUUGUUUGAAAUUGGACAUUGUUAGUUGGGUGGAUCGACUUAACGAAAAUGAAAACUUCAGUGUGUUCCCUGGAAUAUCAAUAGUGCGAGAAAAUGUGAGUGCUCGAGCAAAUACGGCAGAUAUAGUAUCGGACUUAGCUAGGGACUUUCCCAACGAUCCUGAUGCCCGGCUGGAUGCUUUUUUAAUGAGAAAAGUUCAAGGAUUUCUGAGUAGUCAUUCCAUCAAACUCAAUCUCUUCGAUCAAAAUAGUUCUGAAACCGCUCGUAAAGGAGGCGGCGGUGGUUAUGGAGGCGGUGGCGGCGGAGGCAAAAAAGGAGGAGGAGGUGGUGGAAUGGGAGUCAUCCUCGCCGCAGCAGCUAUGAUGAAAAGUACUUUGUUAGCAUUAGCUCUAGGUGCCUUAGCUGCGCUUGCUGGUAAAGCUUUAAUGACGGGUCUCAUUUCUUUAAUGCUGUCAGCCAUCAUCGGACUCAAAUCUUUAUCAAGUGGCGGAGGAAAAACAACAUAUGAAGUAGUAUCCAAGCCAGUUUACACACAUUCUAGUUCUCAUUCCACUGGUCAUGAAGAUUAUCAUCACGGUGGUCAUUCGGGUUAUGGCAGGAGUUUCGAUAUGCCAUUGCCUCUUGGACUACAACCAGAGUACAAACCAGCAUAG